This is a messenger RNA of Orcinus orca (killer whale), 1033 nucleotides long. RefSeq names its product zinc finger protein 133-like. The transcript is spliced from 5 exons. Gene Ontology annotation, cellular component: nucleus. The record is from RefSeq and is a predicted model, not a curated record. Gene Ontology annotation, molecular function: RNA polymerase II cis-regulatory region sequence-specific DNA binding; DNA-binding transcription factor activity, RNA polymerase II-specific. Gene Ontology annotation, biological process: regulation of transcription by RNA polymerase II; central nervous system development. Lineage: Eukaryota; Metazoa; Chordata; Mammalia; Artiodactyla; Delphinidae.
AUGGAUUUCACCCAGGAGCUGCUCAGCCCUGCUCAGAGAUCCCUGUACCGGGAGGUGAUGCUGGAGAAUUACAGCAACCUGGUCUCACCGGGGAUUCCAUUUUCUAAACCAAAACCCAUCACCAAGCUGGAGCAAGGGAAGGAAACCUGGAGAGAAGAGAGAAAAUGCCCACCGGCCACUGGCCCAGCAGAACCAAAGCCAGAACCCCACCUCAGUCCUUUCUGCCCUCCGGAUUUCUCCAGUCAGAAAUUCCGCAUGCAGCAUAUGCUGUGUAGUCAUCCUCCCUGGAUCUCCUCGUGCUGUGUGCAGAAGAUCCUGCCCAGCCAGGAGAUCCGUGCCUGGGGGACCAGCAGCAAGCCUCCGAUGGAAGUUCCCGGAACGAUAAAGCAGAAGGGAUGGCAUCCAAGGCGUGGAGGUAGAGGCCAGCCAGCUCAGAGGGAGAACUCUGAGGAAACAGACAGACUGUUGAAGAGGAUAGAAGUGUUAGGAUUUGGACCAGUCAACUUUGGGGAGUGUGGACUGGGCUUCAGCAAGAUGACAAACCUCCUAAGGAAAAGCCUUGCCGGACACCAGAAGGCACACUCAGGGGAGAAGCCUGUCGUAUGCAGGGAGUGUGGGUGAGGCUUUAACUGGAAGUUUAUGCUCAUCAUACAUGAGAGGACACACUUGGGCGAGAAGCCUUACAUGUGCAGUGAGUGUGGGCGGGGCUUCAGCCAGAAGUCAAACCUCAGCAUACACCAGCGGACACACUCCGGGGAGAAGCCCUACGUGUGCCAGGAGUGUGGGAAAGGCUUCAGCCAGCUGUCGAACCUCAUCUCACACCAGAGGACACACUCCAAGGAGAAGCGUUAUGUGUGUGGCGUGUGUGGGCGAGGUUUCAACCAGCAGUCCAAUCUCAUCAGACACCGGAGGACACACUCAGGGGAAAAGCCGUACGUGUGCAGGGAGUGUGGGCGAGGCUUCAGUCACCAGGCAGGUCUCAUCUAGCACAGGCAGAAAGACUCAAGGGAAAAGCCUUACCUGUGCAGGCAGU